Topomyia yanbarensis is the source of this 13833-nucleotide messenger RNA. RefSeq names its product protein split ends-like. The transcript has 9 exons. The annotation marks the transcript as partial. Lineage: Eukaryota; Metazoa; Arthropoda; Insecta; Diptera; Culicidae. The record is from RefSeq and is a predicted model, not a curated record.
UUUGGUCUUCCUUUCUCCCCUUACCUUUCUCCAUAUACAGGUGAUAUACGAUAUUUACAGAAAGAAAGAGUGCAUAUUUUAGAACAAUUAGAAGAAUGCCCGUCCAGUGGUGAUGAGUUAGUGAGUCCAAAGAAACGUAUCAAAUACAAUUUAGAUGCUCACCACGGCAGUGACCCAUCUGAUCAUCAUCAUCCCCAUUAUUCUUCUUCUGCUGCUGCUACUGCAACCGUUGCCGCUGCUGCUCCAUCGAACCUGGCAAACGACGCAGCUACUGGAACGUGUGAUCCAACGGCGGCGUCCUCCGGCGGAACUGUUGGCGGUGUAAGCGGACAUCAUCACUACGGCAGUAGCAACAGUAGCAACCAUUACAACAGCCAUCAUCACCACCACCAUCAUAACAGUAGUGAGAAUAGUGUGCAGUCUGGUUUCUCCUCGUCAUCUGCGGUCUCGCAUCACAGAAAAUGCGUCGAGGUACGACGGCUCUCGGACUGCAACUUGCAGCAAUCAAAAUCAUUAUCAAGCCAAUCAACGCCUUCAUCUAUGCAUAGUAACAAUAAUAGCAGAAGACCGUCCACUGACAGCACACCGUUGCAACAAAGACAUGGUAGUAGUAGCAGUAAUAGUUCUUCCAGUUUACAACAAUCACACCUAGAUAGCGGACAUCCCUAUACGCAUUCGCUGAGCAAACGACGGAAAACGAUUCUAAACAGUGACAAUAGUAUGACUGUUAUUGCGAGUGCGGGGAUCUCUGCGGUGUCGUCGAACGAGCAUCAUCAUUCUUCGCGAGGUCGCGGCCAUCAGCUGCACUCGAUACACUCGCAUGAAGCGAGCGGUGGUGAGAGCGCCGACGGUUCACGGCCCGGAACACCCCUCUGUGAUGAACGACCGGAGAAUCUACCGCCCAGCGAACCACGACGAAUUCCGACGAGUCGCUCGUAUAAUCAGGAACCGAUGAGUCUACCAUUGCCACGAUUUGCGAUACAGUUCUUGCAGCAAUAUCGGUUGCAGAAUCAACAACAGCAGCCACAAUCAUCAUCCGUUGUUCCUGUUUCGUCACAUUCGUCGGCUGGCGCUUUGUCCAGUGCAUCGCUUCAACAAACUUCGUCAUCAUCUACACUGUUUUUUACCGUGUCCGGUUCAUCGACACAAAGUGCUCUAAGUUCUUUGCAUACCGCAUCGUCCAGUGCUGCUAUGAGUGGUCUAUCUUCGCUUUCGUCUAAUUCUAGUCUACUAAACAACACGCUAUCAAGUCCACCGCCCGUGCAUCCAACCAAACUAUCACUGGUGAUACCACCGAAUUCGGGUUCAGGAAGCAACACGACUCCCGGAACUGCUUCUAACUGUUCCAACACCACGAACAGUCUAGAGCAUGGAAUCCAAGCACCCGCAAGCCCACUACGAGCCCCGUCGGUCAGUUCUAAUUCCAGCGACUCCGAAGAUGGUCCUUCUACUUCACCGUCCCUGGAAGAACGAAUAAACAGGCUGGAUGAAAUGUACGAAAAGUGGUCCGGAAACAGUCAAACUCGGCAGAAUAAUACCGCCGCUGACCACCACUUCAACGAUCGGCACCACAGCCAUCACCUGUAUCACCACAACCACAUAAGUUCCGCGGUGACGUCGGGUAGCCUGAACCAAUCACCCGUUUCGAAUGUGUCGUCAUCUUCUGCGUCAUCGUUCCGGCAUAAACUCCUCGAGCUUGACGUACACGAAGUCCCUCCAUCCGAUAUAGUGAAGUCUCUUCUCUUACGAAAAUCAAUCUUCGACGAAGAUCUCAAACGAUUGGAAAACAUCAGUGAUAAAUAUGAGCCCGGUGUGUUCACCAGUUAUGCUAAGAGUACUGUAAACUUCAACACCACCGGUAUAGCGAGCACGGCAACUGUGUCACCAGUUAACACGAUUCUAGCGUCGCAGUCUCCACUCCAUGCGCUCAAGGCUCAGACACCACCGGCAACCAGCUUGCAACGACUUGGCAGCAGUAGCACCUCUGGUUCGCCCAUGAAUAGUCCACAGCCAUACAACAGUCCAAACCCGUCGGUAAAAUCUGGUCUUCAGUAUCCGUUUCCAAGUCAUCCGCCAACAAUGCCAUCGGUAGCUGUCACAGCAUCUGUUCCUACUAGCACCACCUUCGCAGCAUCCGUAUCGUCUCCUGCGGCAACAAGCCUAGCCACAUCUAUCACAGGCAGUACCAACAGUGGAACAAUCACCACCUUCGCCACAUCUGCCGCUAGCAGCACGUUUUCCGUUUCCUCUUCCUCUGCCUCUUCACUCACAUUCACCAGUAGCAGUACGUCAGCGACCUCUGCACCAAGUAGUUGCGCGAUAAUCCCAAGCUAUUCUUCUGGUACCACCACAGCAACCGCAACCCCAGCAGUAACAACAACAUUGUGCAGGAGCACUUCGGCUACCCUAGCAAAUAAACCAAAGACCAAUGUUUUAAACAAAAGUAUUAGUUUAACGGAAAAAGCAAGUACAAAUAUUAGUAGUAACAACAAUAAUAAUUUAACGUCUAAUAGUAAUAAUCUAACGAGUACUAGCGGUAGUUGUAGCACUAGUUUAAAUGAAUCAUCUGCAAUGGUAACAACUACGACGACUAUUGCAACGACAACGAGCAUAGCAACACCGAAAGUAUCCUCAACGAUCUCUUCUUCUUCUUCUUCGUCGUCAUCAUCAUCAUCAUCGACAUCAGUAGAAGCGGCUGCGGCCUGUACUGUCCCAGCCGCCGUGCUUGAAACUGUUCCACCAGCAUCAACAAGUGCCAGUUCUUCUAGCAAUACCGCCACUAGCACGACGAGAACGCCAGCAUCCUCUAGCAAUCAUAGAAACACUACAGUUACGACAGCUCCACCUGGUAGUACAAAUUGCGGUACAAUUAGGCCCAGCUAUAUACCGCCACUAUCAACGAGUACUUCCGCCGAAGAGGUACACCAGCAUUCCAAUAGUUCUAACACUAACCAUGGCGUCGGUAACAGCAGUAGUAUCAAUGUUGAAAAAGAGGAUAAGCAAGGUAGCAACAGCUCUGGAAGCAAGCACCAUAAAGAUCGGCGGAAACUGUCGACGGCUUCUUCAUGUUCGACAAGUUCAACAGGCUCGACUACACCGUCGUUAACGCCAGCUACCUCCUCUAAACAUCCUCCUCCUUUGUCGACAUCGAAGUCAGACGAAACUUCGCCUCCCGAUGACGAUCAUCACCCUCAUCAGCAGCACCCGACUAGUGACAGUUCGAGUGUAAAACACAGUAACAAACAGAACAAAUCAAACCACCAUCAUGGCCACAACCAUAGUCACGGUCACAGUCACAGACAUUCCAGCGACAGUACGAGCAGUACGGGCAGCUUGACAACGGUCGCUGCUUCCCGGGGUGGCCCAAACAAAGACGUGUCUGAUGAAGCAAAUGAGUUUGACCGUUUGAAGCUGGAUGUAACACAUAACAACGUAAAUCCUAGAAGUGGAUCAACCAGUAGAAAAGAAAAGGAUGUGCAAGAGCGUGAUGAAAGGGAAAAGGAGAAAGAGCGUAAGCUUGUGGAAGAGCGGCAACAGCGAGAUAAAGAGGAACACAGACGAAUACAGGAACAGAAGGCAAAAGAACAGGAAGAGCAAAGGCGGAAGGAAAAAGAGGAAGCUGAUCGAAGGGAUCAAGAGGAACGCAAUAAGCAAUUGGAACGUGAGAAAGAACUAGAACGGAAAUCGCAAAAAGAGCGAGAAGAGAGUGAAAAGGCGGAUCGGGGUAAACGAGAAAAGGAAGAGGAGAAUUUGAUACAUGAACCCAAGAAACAAUCACCCGACGUUGAAGAAUGCGUUCCUGCGAAGAGUGUAUGCGAUGAGUUAUCGAAACAUCAUAAAGGCCGUCGUGACACUGUCAGCUCGGGUGGAAGUAAUUCACCUGUAAGAAAUUCGUCAAAACGACGGCUUAGCUCACCGGAUAGCAAUGACUCUCCAAUGGAAGAUGCUAAUGUUAUGAAAAAACAUAAGCAGGAGGCUCAGGACAACAAUCGGAUUUCUGAACGACGGGACUCUGGCAGAGAUGGCAGAAAGGAGAAGCACCACAAAAGCCACAACCGUACGGAGAAGUCGUCCAAGUCUUCCUCGGUGUCAUCUAGUUCUUCAGAAAAAUCCAUUUCUCAACCGAACGUGCUUAGCAUUGGUGGCAGACAUGACAAUCAAGAUGAUAAACAACAGUUCAUGUUAGAGGAACGACGAAAAGAGAUCACUUUCUCGGGCGAGGAACAAGUGCAGCACAGUCAUCAUCACAAGAAGAAGGACCGUUAUCACGAAAAGCAUAAAUCCAAAAAGGAUCGAGAGUCGUUUGGAGAUAAAGAGAAUACACAGAAUGCGAAUUUUUCGGUUGAACAGUUUGCUGACCAUCGAUCAACUAGUGACGAAGACGAACUCAGUCGAUUACACCGCAAAGAGCGCAAAAGUUCCAAGGACUACAGCAAACGAUACCACAGUGAGAGUGGGGUUGAUUAUAAAAAAUACGAUCGGAAAUUCAGUCUCGCCGAAUCAUCUGCGGAUGAAGACGGCAAGAAAAAGAAAAAUCGAACUAACAAUAGUCGUGUGAAAUCAAUUAAUAGUUCGGAAACGGAUGAUUCCGAUGAGCCUAAAAAGCAUUCGAUUUUCGACAUUCCUGACGAAGGACCGAACAUCUCGAUGUAUGACAAAGUGAAGGCACGAUCUUGUAAGAAUAUGCAGAAACAGGAAGAGGAGAAGAAAAUCAAAGCAAAGUUCUCCAAGCUUAAACAAAGCCGUGCAAAACGCGAAGGCAAAAACCGUUCCAAGAGCUGGGACGAGGAUUCUGAUACGGAUGGCAUGAACUCGGAUACCACAAUUAACAGCAAGUAUAACCACAAGGACCGACACAAUAAAAGUGGGACGAUCACGACUUCCGAUGACGACGAUCAUUUGCCGACAACGCCUCGGAUUAGACGACAUCCGAGAGAGCCUCUGGCGUCCGACUCGGAUGAGGAGGAACACAGUCGUCGUAUCCGAAGUAACCGUGACCGAUUGAACAAUUUGUGUGACGAUGAAAGCUCCGACGUAGAUCACCCUAGAAGACAUGCUCCCCAUACGCCACGUCGAAGAUCCAGUGAGAAGAUAUCUCGGAAAAACUCAACGCGAAUACAAUCGGAUUCAGAUACGGAUGAGCAUGGCUCGAUUAGCCGCCACAAACAUGCGGCAGGUAUCGAUCACGGUAGUGAAUUUGAAAGCAUUAAUACUACGGCUGAUAGCAACCAAUCACAUUCGUUCACUAGCAAGAUGAACGUUGUGGUAAUAAAACAAGAAAUCAAGAGUGAAGAAGACAACACCCAGGAGACAAUUGGAGGUAAGGUGGACAUCAAGGUGGAACGAAAAGUCCAACCACCGUCGGCUCUUAUUACUAGUGACGUAUCGGAUGAUGAUGUGGUGAAAAGUAUCGUGAAAUCCGAACUCAUUCCGAGUACCAUGAUCAAGAAGGAAUUGGUGGUUGAACGACUAACUUUUUCGAAGGAACGUCUAGGCCAACUGUGUGAUCCAGUUUCUUCGGAAGGAGAACCAAACAUAACUACGGCUGUGAAUGCGGAAAUCGAGAACACAGUUAAUUCAGCAGUUGAUCAGAUGAUCUACGGUCAUUCGGAAUCGAAGAAAAAGCAUAAAAAGAAGCAAAAGCGUCACAAGACAAUGGAAGGUUCGGAAACAGAUGUGAAGAGCGAAAAGGAACAUUCCCCUCGUGAUGACACUGGUUCAAUGUUUGACGAAUUGAAGAAAAAUACGGAUGAACAAAUGUAUGCAAGUUCGAAGAAGAAACAUAGCGGCAAGAAGGAAAAACGGCGCGAUCGCUCGAAGGAGGAAUACGAACGAUCGGGCAAGUCGAAAAAAUCGAAGAACAAGCAUAAGGAUGGCAUAAAACUCCCAGAUAUUGUCACUUCUAACACGAAACGCGAGGAAAAGAUGGAAGACAUCUUCGGACCCAUUUCAGAUGAGGAAUCGCAGCACUCGUCUGUAGAAACAGAAGUGUCUGUGAAACAGGAACAGCUAAUGGAAGCGAAGACUGAAGAAGAUGCUAAACAUUUGGAAAAUCAAUCGAACGAAGGUGAAAUGACCGAGAAGGAAAAAAUCAAAGAAGAAUCCAGACGAAGGAAAGAGCGAAAGCGAAGAGAGCGUGAAAAAAUACGAGCUGCAAUGACUAUGAGGGACGAAGAGAAUAGUGUGGAUCUGGAUGAGGCAGGACGUGCAUUAGAGGCCCAAUUGAUGAGUGAUUCUGAUCAAAAGGCUGACGAUGCAUCACCGACUUCUACGGCUGCUACCAGUGGCAAACAGUCGUCUACAGAUGUGAUGGAUGUGUUUCGAUUUACCGAUGGCGACGAUAGUAUGGAAACCUCUUUCAGCGAGAAAAAGGAAUCCGAUCAUAGUCGCAAAGAAAAGAAGAAGAAAAAGAAACGUGGUAAAGAUGAAAAGCAUAAACAUCACCAUAGCAGCAGUAGUAGCAGUACACACCACACAAAUCCACCGAUAACAACCCCUUUUACGCCAACGACCAACAAACUUUCUUUGGACAUAAUCUCCGCUCAACAGGAAGAUUCGAAACAUAAUAUGAGUAAACAAUCGCCAAGUUUGCCCUGUUUGAUGGGAGAUAGUCCGCCAUCAUCAAAUCGCCAGUCGACUCUCCCGACGCCUGUGUCGACUUCUUCUGGACAAAUGUCGCCACCAACUCCAACAGGUCGCGAAUUAGCAUGCUCAACUCCAACUAAAGAAGUAGAGGAAGAAAAACAUGCAAUCACCAAAGAAGACAGUGAGCUACUCAAAGCUACAGAAUCGACAUCGGCACAAUCGAAACGAAAGUCGGAGAAGAUGAUUCCGGCUUUUGGGGAGAUCGAUCAACAACUUCAUGAGAAAGCUGUGCAAUCUAUUUCGGGAGAAUUCAUCACUGAGAAGACUACUAAAGAUGACCUCAACGUUCCAGAUGUUGACAGCGAAGUGAAAGAUAAAGCGGAUGAAUCAAAGAUCGAGGAGAAAUCCAGGGCAGUAAUCUCCCAGGAAGAAACGGAGGAUGCUGUAGCAGCUUUGCUCGGAGAGAGCUUUGGAACGUCCAAUACUCCGGAUUUCUCUAUGGAUUAUUCGCUGGAUCCAGUUGAAGAGUCAUCAUCACAACUGAAUAAUGAACCUCCACAAAUACCCGAAGAAGAUGACGAAGAGAUGAAGAAGGCCAUUCUCAGUUUGAACACGGAAGAGCACAUAAAACUCGAUAUGAAGCCUGAUACACCACAGUCAGAGCAUGAUUUGCAAAUUGAUACUGAUACCGAAGAUGCAGCAGAUGAUGAGCAUCCGGCUAGUUUACUAAGAUUUGAUAAUCCACCAAAGACGCCCGAUGUGGAUCUUAGUCAGAUAGGCAAACCUUUAUCCGAGACUAAUGCGGUUUCUGCUCCUGAUUCUGCGAAGAAGUACGAUAAACUGGAGAUGCCAGACACACCAGGCAAGAAUGUUCAGAUUACUAGCAAUAUACCUGCAAAAGUAACACCAGAAACUCCUCCAGUGUCCACUGUGUUUGCUAAGACUACGCACACUGUUGUAGAAACGUCUCACGCAAGUACAUCGAUUGUGAGUAAACCAUUUACACUAGCUACAAAGCCUAUGGUGCCAAUUCAAGCACCAAUCAUUGUGCAAUGUCCGAAAGCAGCUUCAACUACAACAGCUGUCACUGUCAAAGAUACUUCGAACAAAACAGUUUCUACUAUAGCGUCCGCGCCUGCACCGAUCACUGUUUUUACUUCAUCUUCUCUGAUGACGCAGGGUAAACCCGUGCUAUCAGUUACGCAAAAGGCUACAAUGGUUGGCGUUCAAUCACCACACAUGCAAUCACAACCACAAAUUCGUCAACAGUACAUAAUGCAGGCACCUCCCACAAUCAGUAUACCUGAGCAACACAUUGCGUAUCAACCGAUGGACGCUGCAGUAAUGUCACCACGAGGACUAAUCGGAAAUGAUCCGAGGUUGCAAUCGCCAAAGCUUCAACUUCAACCUCAUUCACCGUUCAUGAGAACUUCUUCUCCGACCGCAACUAGCCCCAAUCUAUUGCGUCCACAAGUUAUUCCGAACCGCCAAUCUCCACAGCACAGUCCAGUUAUGGGUCAGCACCCAAUGAUUAUCCAUCAACCAAGCGGUCACAUCCUAGUCUCAUCACCGACCUCCAACAACCAAUUUGCUUCAAAACCGGGUCAAAUGAAUCAGGCAAUGCAUACUGCAGUCCGGUUUCCUAUCGGUGCGCAAUCAAAAACUACUCCUUCGCCGCAGAAAGUUAACGAACAAACUCCAACUAAGCAGACUGUCAAUGCGUACGGUAAUCUUGGAAUGGCCCCUAGUACACGUAUCGUGACUACAAUGUCGAGUACAACAUCAAUGCCCGUUCUAGGGAAUGAGCUUUCAUCUAGCACCGUCCCAGGUACCAAAAUGAUUGUAACCUCAACUGCAAUCCCAGUAACCACCUAUGUAAUCCACAACACAAAACCGAUAGAGUCAGGACAGAAAGCUCCAACACCUGGUAUUCCAACGAAAACAAUCAUCCACCAACAGCCAGUUUAUAUUCAGCAUCCGGUCAAACAGUUUGUGUCACAGCAACAACCCGUUAUGCAGACACAUCUUACUUCGGUUCCUCAACCGGUUCGCUUACCACUACCACCACCAAUUGUAUCAACGUCAUCGAGCAACGUUAUCGUCUCAAAGACAAAAGAAGAUAGUAAACCGCAAAACACCAUAUCUACCAUCACAUCAAAUCCGAAUCUGCUGAAUCAACCGACGGUUACACCUUCGGUAGACGCCAGUGUUUCCGAAAAGGCAACGGAGCCCAACAAAGAAAGUAAAUCCUGCAUUGAGCAGCAAAAUGUGUCAAACGUUGCAGAUAAAGCACAAGCUCAGGGUGAUGAGAAAGCAGUGCAGAUGCAGACUAAUUCGAAAGCUGAGACUACCAAUACAAUGGUUGAUGCAAAUAAGUCUUCUUCGGAAUCUAUGCUGACAGAAGAAAACGUAGCCAAGAUCCCUGACAACUCUGUCGUUGGGAAUGUUCUUGGCAUCGACCAGGAAGAUCAGGAAGGAGAUUCUAAGGAAGAUAGCGAUUAUUGGUCUUCGAAGGAUACCAUUAUAGAUUCGGUGAUCAAAAAGGUCGAUGCGCUGUGUUCAGAAGACGACGCUUCAGAGGGCGGCUCCGAGUUGAACAAGGAAGACUGGAACAACCGAGAGGAUAGAUCGAAGGUCGUAGAUGCAAGUGUGACCAGAAAUCCAAUUGGAGACAUACCCAAAUUAGACGAAAAGAAUCUUGAAGUAGGAAGUAAAGCCCCGGUUCCAACUCCACCAUCGGUUGAUUUCUCACCGGCAUCAUCUGUCGUACCGAGACCAGAAUUAAAUGCUACUACUAUAAAAGAGGAAAAUGAUGCUGUCGAACCAUCUAGUGAGAGUAUCAUUCAUGAAGCGUCCACCCGUGGAGGGAAACGUGGUGGUCGUCGUGGUGGAAGGAAAACUUCAGAAACUGUGACAACGCCCGUUAAACAAGCAGUACCAGAAAAAGCUCCAGAGCCAGAAGUCACUGUUGUAUCCAGAAGGGGUGGAAAGGCAGGCAUCAAAAGAGGAAGAGGUGGUGGAAGAGGUGGCAGUUCGAGAGGUGCUGCUACAAACGUUCAAUCAGCCACUGCUACUGAUGCUAAAGGCAAGUCUCUGAGUUCUGGUUCCGAUGUGUAUGAAUUCCAUGAUGAUUCAGGUGAGGAAGUUACAACCAGCGACAAACAGCAAACGGAUGGCACGCGUCCAAGACUAAUUCUGACAAUCAAGAAUCAAACUCCCACUACAGCAGCCACCCCCAUAAUAAGCACUACUUCAGUGCCAACUACAUCUUCAACCAUGAUUCCUUCCACUGUGACCAAUGUCACUACAAUCAACACCACCACCGUCCAACUACAGCCAACCAACUCCUGUCCGACGUCGCAAACUCCGGUGGAAGUCCAAAGUAUCCCGUCGCCGGCUUCUGAACUAUCUAAGGAAGAAUUUGUGCAUCCGUCGGCAAACACUCGCAAAUCGCGUCGUCUGCUAGAAAAAGAUGGCCGCACUACCGUCGACGACAUCAUUGAAGACGUCAUUCGCAAUGGACCGUCGCCAAGAGUUACACCUCCACCGACAGUAUCACAGCAGCAACAGCCACAGCCCCCAGUGAUGCUUACUCAGUCAAACUUCCUACCACAACAAACUGUGCAUAUCCCACAAGUAGGUUCACUUGGAGCGAUGGCACAACCGCAGCAACCACCUGUAACGGCUACAAGUGAACCACCCGCGCAAACGGGCAGAAGGAACACUCGUCACAAUGCAACAGCUGCUAACGCAGCAGCUGAUGCUCGUAAAUCUCCCCGCGCCGGUCGGAAAGGCAAGGAUAGGAAAAUAUCGGAAACCUCGAUGGAUAGUAACGAUGAGAAACCGCUAGGUCCAGUGAGACUCGCUCAAGCCGAUACCAAGGUUGAUGAUAAAUCGGUAACGGGAACACUUACUGCGACUACACCAGUGACACCGAGUGUUUCGGGCAACCGACCAAACGAAACUGCAUCGGUGGCAGAUAAGACAAAGGAUAAACCAAAAUCAGCAGAUGAAGUCAAAACAGAGCUUGGAACUCCUCAGGCGAAUUCACUUACGUUGAUAGAUCCAGUUACCGGUGAGCUAACAGUGAUGCGAACGGGUAAGGAAGGUCAGUAUGUUGCCAUGCCAAAUGCUCCGCAGCCUUUGAAGAAAGUCAUUGCAGCAGCGGCUAACGCACAAAAUGCAGCAGAUCAGCUAAAAACGACUUCUUCACCAACUCCACCACUGUCAGCGUCGGCAUCUCCGGUUCCAAAUCGAACACCAACACCGGGGCUGGCACCUUCUCCGGGAUUGACACGUGUACCAACUCCAAACACUACAGUGACUCCCCACCCGGCUCAGCAGCUAGAAGCACAGAAGAUGUCUUCUUCUAUGAUGGUCAAACAGAGCAGUCCAUUGCCACUGACGUCGCAAAGUCCAACGAUUCCUGCUACCACUGUUGUUAUACCAUCACCUCACAGUACUGCAGGAACAGUGGUGAUUCAACAUCCUCAGGGUGGACAGCAGCAUGGUGCUCAGAAACCACACACUUUGAAGGCACAUGUCCUUAACUCGCAGCAGAUAAUGCAGCAACAACAACAAUUACAGCAACCACAUCCUGGAAAGUCUUUCCAACAGACACCCCCGCAGCAGACACAAAUUGUAUACAAAUCAAUCAUCCCGCAGCAGCAAUCGGGAGCCAUACACACCACCACCGGCAAACAAAUUCAUCCAGGCACGAGCUUAAAAAUGUCACCUCAGACGAUUCCGCAAGGAAUACACACUCAACCGGCACCUCAACAACAAAUCAUCAUCCAAAACCCCAUAUCGCAACAACAGAUGACGAUCAACAAACACACAACCAUCAACAAACAACCGCAGCAACAAUCUCAUCAGUCUGCAAUCCAUCAUCCGCCUGGCAGUGGAAAUCUUCUGAUCAAUAUACCGCAGAACAUGCAUCAGCUAGGAAAUGUACCAAUGUCUCCGAGAAUGCCACAACAUCAUCAAGUGGUGAUUUCAAGUACUAAAGGACAUCCCGGGCAACCGAUUCAAAACCAAGCACCGCAUUCGCCGCAGGUUAUGCACAAGCAGGCUCCCGGUCAGCAACAGCAGUCGCAACAUCAGAACCAACCUGGUCCGCAGCAGAUUAUCAUCCAUAGCGGCAAAAUUCCACCAGGUCAUCAACAGAUUCCUUCAGGAUACACCACUGUAUUACAAAGUGGUGGUAAAAUCAUCCAUCAAGGUCCUAUUCAAAUGGCGACUCAGCAGCAACAACUUGGCCAAGGACAAAUGCAGCAGCAGCAGCAGCAGACUAUUGGCGUACCCGGAAAGCAUACUACGCAGACGAUACAAAUCUCUGGUCCUGGUGGUCCUGGAGGUGGUAUUCCUAUCCAUUAUCAGUCCCAACCAGGCCAGUCCCAGCAAACGGUCGUGCACAAGACAAUCACUACGGUACACGGAGGACAGCAGAUCAAGAUCCAGCAGCAUCACAAAAUUGUACCGGAUGGUCUUGCUCACAUGCAACCAGGUGCAAAAAUUGGUGGAAAGCAAGUUGUCCAACAUGCUGUAGGUCCUGCUGUGGGUGCUAAACUGCCGCCACAACAGCAGGUGCAUCAACAGCCACUUGGUCAGAAUCAACCAGUUGGAUUAGGCAAAGUCAAUCACGUCGUUUCGACGCCACCGACAUCCAGCAGUAGUCAACAACCACCGCAGCCCUCACAGUUGCUAACGAUUCAGCAGGGUAAGGGCGUGGGAUCUUCCCAUCUGCACCAGGCACCGCAAAUUCUGACCGGUGCCGUUGCUAGUCCACCAUUGAAACAACCACACAUGCAGAGCCAGCAGCCGAUUGUGACGGGAGCGAGCAGCACCCGCGUAGCAAUGCCGCCGAUCAGUCCGCAGGGCCAACAACCAUCGGCUACAUCGCAUCUGCGACACGUCCAACAGCCGGGAAUGAAUGUGCCCUCGCAAGUGGCAUACGAAGCGAAUCCGCACGGAGAUUUGGCUGGAUUCAUCGCUCGCGGACAAAGUCCUCCGCCGGCACACCAGCAACAAUCGUCACCCAUUACACCGGUACAUACCGAUGCCGCUUUCCGUGGAGGAAUGCCCCGUGACUAUGUUAAGUACAUGUACGGCAGAAGUAAUAUCCAUAUACCAAGCAGUAGGUCUCCAAUGCUUCCAGGCUCAGUUGAACAACGUGAGCUGUCCGAGAUAGAGGAAUCAGUUGCGGCCAGCCCACCAUUGGAACUGCGACGUCCAUCCAGUGGUCCGCGGCCGAUAACAACAGCAGUGCCGCAUAGUUUGCAGAGUCCGGGAGAUCGAUCUACAGAUUCACCACAAGUAGCUCAGGUAUACAUCGGCAGUGCGAGAAUUCCGCACACCUACUCGGACUCGCUUAAUACUCGAUUCUACGAUCCGGCAGCAGUAGGUCCGAAUGCUCCGCCACGGGCGUUGAGCGCGGAACCACCUCCUGCACACCGACCACACAAUCUAUCGACGCCUGGUGGAGGUUUUCCACCAGGAUCCUACCCCGGAACUCCUAGCCAAACACCACCUCCACCAUCACCAGCAAACCUGUCGCAGAUCCAGCAACAGUCUCAGCAACAACAGCUGCAGCAACGUGAUUUGCAGCAACAGCGAGAUCGUGUUACAGUGCAAGGACUUGCACCGACCACGCCCAUUUCUGCCGGUCCGCUGGCUACACACACCGGUGGCAUGCCGGCGGUGUUAUCUCAACAGCCGUCCGGCACCAGUAGAAACACCCAGAUCGCAACACCGCCCAUUGCAGCUCCUGGGACAGCACCGACGCAGAGCGACUCUCUGGAGGCACUCCUUCAACGUUAUCCAGUCAUGUGGCAAGGUCUGUUGGCACUCAAGAACGACCAAGCUGCGGUUCAGAUGCACUUCGUGCAUGGAAAUCCUGGAGUUGCCGGCAGUUCGCUGCCCAGUAACAGUGACGGGACGACGCCGCCGUUACGAAUUGCCCAGCGGAUGCGACUGGAACCGGCACAGAUUGACGGUGUCGCUCGGAAGAUGCAGCCCAACCCUGCAGAUUUGGUAUCUCUUGUGGUGUUCCCAGCUGAUCUGAUGCACUGUGAAGGAUGGUGGUCCGGUCCAAGUGCUCUCUCGAUUGUUGUAGAAAAUGAAGAAGUAAUCGAUUUGUUGGAGUCUGAAGAGAUUGAACAACCAUCUCUUCAGCAAACCAUCGGUUUGUUAGUACCGACGAUACAGCUUGAUCUGUUUGAUUUGAUUUUGAAGCACACAAGUUACAAG